This is a messenger RNA of Pyrus x bretschneideri (Chinese white pear), 801 nucleotides long. RefSeq lists its product as uncharacterized. The record is from RefSeq and is a predicted model, not a curated record. The transcript is spliced from 2 exons. The coding region runs from base 235 to 597 and encodes 120 amino acids. Lineage: Eukaryota; Viridiplantae; Streptophyta; Magnoliopsida; Rosales; Rosaceae.
UCCUUCCAAAUCAAAAGCAUUAUAAAAUCCUCGCUCUCCCACCAAAACCAGAGGAGAGCCAGGAACAAAGUACACUCUCCAAACCCUUCUGUCUCUUCAGCCUGAAACCCAAAUAACCAUGACGGAAGUGAGAUCCCGCCGAUGUCACAAACCGUAAACCUCAACAAUUCCGAGCCCCUCUUUCACACAAUUCUCAGGUAACGCACAUCGACAUCGUAACAGCAAAAUUGCGCCAUGAAGUUCUUGUUGGAGUUUGUCCCGUGCUGCGGGGCCACUCGCCCCACAACAUCCAACAGCGAGCCCGCUCCGCUCUCAGAGGAGACGAGAUCGCUGGUGAGGGCGCCCAGCCGAAUACUACGCCGCAGAAGAAAGCGCGGGAGCUCUGUAAAUUCGUCCGAUUGGACGCCGUCGCUGAGCUCAAUUUCCGAGGAUAACGUUGCUGCGAAGGUGGUGGAUCGAACAGCUGCGAUUGAGAGAGCCGUGAAAAGGAAGAGCGGUCAGGAUCGAACAAGAGUUCAGGUCCGCAGCCACGGCGAAGAUUACGGGGAAGCUUCAUUUGCGAUUCCGGCGUUCUCUCCGACGCCUUUUAUGUUUUGAAAUCAUGGGAUGAAACUUGCAUUAACAGACGGUUAUUCACGUUCGAAACUGGGUUGGGAUCAUGAAGCGAGUGUGUGUGUGUAUAUAUGAAAUUAGGAAAAUAUAUAACAAUUAAAGAGCCUUCUUGUAUUGUACCAUUGUACUCGAAUAGUGCAUUUGUAUAUUUUCCAUUUAUUUAUUCAGAUUUCCCUAUUGUUCAUCCAA